UUCUAUCAAGAAAAUAAGGGGGUUUUGCCUCCAAAACGGCUACAGAGGUUUUGGAAGAGAAGGAGGCGAAGCUGAAUCUGCGAAUCUUAAAGCUCAGAACAGACCGAUUGGUGGCUGUUUUACAGGGAUGAUGUAGUCAGCAAGGACUGAUGGCAUUUUUGCUACUCAGAUUAGCCAACUCUCUGAUUGUUUGGUUAGUUUCCCAUGCUCCUGAACUACCCGUUUACAGUUAUGCUUAAAAUACCCAAAUUCACCAAAAAUCUGCAAUAUUUUUUCAAAACCCCCAGUUUUUCAAUUUCCCCAUCUGGGUUUAACAGAUUUUAUAAUGAUACUGUCUUCAACAACACAAAUGGAUUGGAUUCGGGGACCGAGUGGGAGCGGCUGCUCAAACCAUUCGACCUCCCCGAGCUACGAACUUCACUCACCCGAAUUACGCCUUAUCAGCUCUGUAAAUUGCUUGAGCUUCCUCUGGACGUGCCCACUUCCAUGGAGCUAUUCCAGUGGGCAGGCACCCAGAAGGGGUAUUGCCAUAUGUUUGAUGUUUACUAUAUGCUAAUCGAUAAGCUUGGGGCGGCUGGGGAGUUCAAAACCAUAGAUGCGCUGUUAAUGCAGAUGAAACAAGAAGGGAUUGUUUUUAGAGAAUCCCUUUUCAUCUUGAUUAUGAAACACUAUGGCAGAGCUGGUUUGCCCGGGCAAGCCACUAGAUUGUUGUUGGAUAUGAGAGGUGUUUAUUCUUGUGAACCUACUUUUAGAUCUUAUAAUGUUGUAUUGGAUGUUCUGUUGGCUGGGAAUUGCCCUAAGGUUGUUCCCAAUGUUUUCUAUGAGAUGUUGAGUAAAGGAAUUUCUCCUACUGUUUAUACAUUUGGUGUGGUGAUGAAAGCCCUUUGUUUGGUUAACGAGGUGGAUUCUGCAUGUGCACUCCUUAAGGAUAUGACGAGGCAUGGGUGUGUCCCGAAUGCAAUAGUUUAUCAAACUCUAAUGCAUGCCCUGUCAAAGGUAGGCAGAGUGAAUGAAGUGCUGAAACUCUUGGAAGAAAUGCUUUUGAUGGGUUGCAUCCCAGAUGUGAACACCUUCAAUGAUGCUAUCCAUGGCCUUUGUAAGAUGCUGCGGAUUCACGAGGCUGCAAAACUGGUUGAUCGGAUGCUUCUCCGGGGAUUUACCCCUAAUUCUUUUACUUAUGGAGUUUUGAUGCAUGGUUUAUGUAGAAUGGGAAAAGUUGAUGAAGCAAGGAUGUUAUUGAACAAGGUGCCCAACCCGAAUGUUGUGCUGUUUAAUACAUUGAUAAACGGUUACGUGUCAAGAGGCCGGUUGGAUGAAGCCAAGGCUGUUAUGCAUGAGAGCAUGUUAAGCGUUGGAUGUGGCCCUGAUAUUUUUACAUAUAACACACUGAUCCUUGGUCUUUGCAAGAAGGGGUAUUUGGUUUCAGCUCGUGAAUUGAUGAAUGAGAUGCAAAUCAAGGGUUGUGAGCCCAAUGUGAUUACCUACACGAUUUUGAUUGAUCGGUUCUGUAAGGAAGGCCGACUAGAGGAAGCUAGGAAUGUUUUAGAUGAGAUGUCAGGAAAAGGACUUGCUCUAAAUGCAGUGGGUUACAAUUGUCUAAUAUCUGCUUUAUGCAAGGAUGAGAAGGUCCAGGAUGCUCUAAAUAUGUUUGGUGACAUGUCGAGUAAAGGAUGCAAGCCAGAUAUCUUCACAUUUAAUUCUUUAAUAUUUGGGCUAUGCAAGGUUAAUAAGUUUGAGGAGGCCUUGGGAUUAUAUCAAGACAUGUUGUUGGAAGGUGUUAUUGCCAACACUAUAACUUACAAUACAUUGAUUCAUGCGUUCCUGAGGAGAGGUGCAAUGCAAGAAGCCCUUAAGCUUGUGAACGAUAUGUUGUUUAGAGGCUGCCCUCUUGAUGACAUCACUUAUAAUGGCCUAAUAAAGGCACUCUGCAGAGCUGGGAAUAUUGAGAAAGGACUGGCAUUGUUUGAAGAUAUGAUGAGUAAGGGACUUAAUCCCAAUAAUAUUUCUUGCAAUAUUUUGAUCAAUGGCCUCUGUAGAACAGGGAAUAUACAACAUGCACUUGAGUUUCUGAGGGAUAUGAUUCAUCGUGGUUUGACUCCGGACAUAGUAACUUAUAACAGCCUGAUAAAUGGUCUAUGCAAGACGGGGCGUGCUCAAGAGGCUUUGAACCUCUUUGACAAAUUACAAGUUGAAGGAAUUUGUCCUGAUGCUAUCACUUACAAUACUUUGAUUAGUUGGCAUUGCAAAGAAGGCAUGUUUGAUGAUGCCCAUUUGCUUCUAAGCAGGGGCGUGGACAGUGGGUUCAUACCUAAUGAAGUGACAUGGUAUAUAUUAGUCAGCAAUUUCAUUAAAGAAGGUGACCAAGAGUUCUAGACCUUAUCGCAAGCUAAGUCAGUCACUGAAAGGAAGUGUAGGCUUUUGAAGAAUGACAAGUUAUCUUUUGGUUUAGUUUAGCUUUAUAAAAAGUUGCUUGGCCAAUCAUUUUUGCUGAUACCUGAAGUUAAGAAUUCUUUCAACCAAAUAUGAAUCAAUUAACCUUUGAUUGUUUCACUUUCUGAUGCUCCGGAGUGCACAUUAGUUGGAUCGGUCAUUGGUUACUAGGAAUUUGUUGCAUGAAAAUGCUUGUUAUCUCAGAGGAAGUGUGCUGAUGCGGACUGGAGGAGUUCCAAAGGCAGUUCUAGCUGGGAUUUCUUUUAGGGGAAUAGACACUUCAAAGUAGUUUGUCGUGUUGAUUGCAUUGCUGCCAUUUUAAGAGAUUUGUACCCAAGCUUACACCUCUUUGAAAUACUGGGUCUGAAUGCUUGGAAAAAACUUCCAUGGCCGAUAUUCAUCAACUCAGACGAAUCUUAAAGUUGGUUGAAUUAGAAGAUGUUGAAGACAUAUGCUGAGAAGAAAAAUUCCCAUUGUCCAAACUUGUGAGAUGCGAUUCACAAACAAGGCAAGACAACAAGUUUGAGCUGUCUAUAUGGGAGUUCUAUUGUUGAUCAAUCUAAACAAGUUCUUGCCAUGCAGAUGGGAUGCUAGACUUGGCAAAUAUGGUUCAAGUGCCUCCAGAAGAGAUCUAUACAACUGUAUGUUAGCAUCCUGUGGGAAAACAAUGAUAUCGGUGGCUGUUUGGAUCACAUAAUUGCCAAACUGAUCGUGGGCAAGUUGUGGAAGUCUCCCACUUGUUGUAAGCUCUUUAACUGCAAAACUCAUCCAAUGAGACUUCAAGCACUUCUCCACAAUAUGGCUGCCACUCUUCUGAACCGAGAGUCGUACAUAGUACCCUUGGAGAAGAUGGCAUAUCUUGCUUGUGAAAACAGGGUGAUGAAGUUCAAGGAUGUGCUGGACAACAAAGUUCCUGAAAAGAAGAUGAAUUCAGCAACCAAGUCUUCAUAAAAUCAGAAUGACAUGUACAUAGAAUUAGGAAACGUGGUUGGUACCCUCUUGGGUCUUGUGAGAGAAACACCGUGUUGUCUGUGAUUUUAUGCAGGAGAAGGUCUCUGUAUGGACCUAUUACGUUGUUGAUGAAACUAUUCAAUGCUAUACAUCCUUUUGCAUGCGUGGCCAAUGCCACACAGGGGAGUAUUGCUGCUCUAUAUAA
Molecule: messenger RNA, 3586 nt
Organism: Vitis riparia (riverbank grape)
Lineage: Eukaryota; Viridiplantae; Streptophyta; Magnoliopsida; Vitales; Vitaceae
Product: pentatricopeptide repeat-containing protein At5g64320, mitochondrial
Exons: 3
Coding region: 205-2373 (722 amino acids)
Molecular function (GO): protein binding
Source: RefSeq, a predicted model, not a curated record